AUGUUGUCGGAUACUACCAUCUCCGACACGGGACUCGGGCUGGGCCUACGCUACCUCGACCUCAAGGAGGUUGAUGACCACGACGACGUUCCGCUUGGUGUUCACGUCGUCGACGAUGAGAAUGAUGAAGAGACGACGCUGGGCAACCCCCCUCGAAGAAAAGAUGCCUCCACACCGCCACCUCACAUCUCAUCGCCUUCCAUCCCUUCGCCCAUGAGCCUGGGUCAUCUCGGCAUCGUGCCACUGACGCCACUGGGGAAGCAGCUCGCCGCCUCGCUGGGCAGGACCCCAGAGACGCCACUGAGAGGUUCUGACAGGGAUGCAUCGAGUGAUCACGGCAGCGGCCCACGGGGUUUGGCCGACGAGGAGCUCACUCAGGGAUCCAAGGUGCAGCUCAUCCAGCGCCUCACCGCGCUCACCCAGAAGCUCGCCCAGGGCAGUGAUGUUCCUGACCAGAUCACCCUCGACCUCCUGCUUCGACGCGUGGACGAGAUUGAUCGUGUCGUGGAUGGCCAUCCUCCCAGCGCGCCCUUCCGACCGCACCUCACAUGCCGGCCCACUGGUAGUAUCGACGAACGAGGCAGCUUCUUCGGUUCGCCCUCCUCGUCGUGGAUGCACUCUCGCUAUUCGAGCCUCUCUCUGUCCGUGAGAGCUGAGCGCCCCAAAACGCCCGAACCUGUCGUGAAGAAGCCAGACGUCGACUCAUUCAAGAUUGCCUCAGAGGCCGAGAAGCUCACCGCCGAACUUGACACACUCGUGGCGAACCUCAAGGCUCGGCAGGAAGAAUCAGAGCACAUCCAUGACCUCCUCGUCACCCGCGCCGAGCGUGCCGCCCAGCGCAUCAUCUUCCUCCAGUCCCGUGUCCAGGACCUCGAGGCCGAGCUGCACGACUCUGACACUGAUCUCUCACACCUCCGUCUCGGCCUAAAGGCCAUCGAGGUCCAGUGCCCGCGCGAUUUCCUCGCCACCCACGCCGCCGUCGAGCUCGCUCAAAGUAUUGCCAACUGGAAGGCCGACUAUGCCGCCCUCAAGCAGCGACGCGCCGCCCGCCGCAUCGCCGCCACGCCUGGUGCGUCUUCCACCCUCGUGACGCCGGCGCGGGAUUACAUUUCCCACCAUGCUGCCACGCCGUCGUAUCAGAGUUCGAUUGCGCCGUCGUACCAGACGUCCAUCGCACCAUCGUACGAGAGCCCCAUCGCGCUCUCGCCCUACCAGAGCGCCGCCGGCCCCUCCCCCCUCUCCCACACCUCUGCCUCCCUUGUCACCCCUACCCGUGACACCUUUAGUCGCUCUAGUAGUGGCGGCGGCGGCGGCUUUCCUUUCGGCACCGCCUUCACACCCCCACACCCGGCCGCCGCAGAAGCGCCGCCCGAGACGCCGAGGAGCGACGCCUCGUCGACCGCCACGCCAGAGAGCUACACCCCCAGCGUAGCCGCCUCCUCGUCGCGCACCUCAGCGCGCUCGGUGCGCGUGCGCAAGCUGUCGAGGCUCAACGGGACGCCGAGACGGAAGCUGGAGUAUGGGGGCCACGGCGGCGGCUACCGCGAGCGGUACUGA
Messenger RNA from Verticillium nonalfalfae, 1557 nucleotides. RefSeq lists its product as uncharacterized. The record is from RefSeq and is a predicted model, not a curated record. NCBI's taxonomy places the organism in Eukaryota, Fungi, Ascomycota, Sordariomycetes, Glomerellales, Plectosphaerellaceae. Bases 1 to 1557 code for a protein of 518 amino acids. The transcript is spliced from 2 exons.